AAUUUAUCGGUUUCGUUCACUCGAUUACGAAUCUUAUCGGUUCAUGCAUUGGGAAGAUAAACAAAAAUGUGUGAUAAAAACAAACCGUCUGUUCAGGAUAUCGUAGAGCUGUGUUUUCGAAAAUUCGAAUCCUUGCCAAAAACAGGAAAGCCCACUGCCAAUCAAUGGACCGUUUUGGCGGGCGUAGUGGAGUUCAACCGGCGAACGGGGGCCAGUCAACUGGUGGCCCUUGGAUGCGGGACAAAGUGCAUAGGACAAUCCAAACUUUGUUCCCGAGGUCUUGUCCUCAACGAUUCCCAUGCCGAGGUGUUGGCCCGCCGCGCCUUCCUUCGGUUCUUGUACCAGGAGCUGAAGCAGGAGAGGAUCUUCCAUUGGAACAGUAAGCUAAGUAGCUACGACAUGGAUGAGCACGUGGAGUUCCACUUUCUGAGCACCCAGACGCCCUGCGGAGAUGCCUGCAUUAAGGAUGAAGGAGAAUCAGAAAAACAGGCCAAGCGUCAGCGGCUGGAUGAGGAAUCCGACAUGGUCUUUACCGGCGCCAAGUUAAUAGGUGACUUAAGUGACGAUCCUAUGCAGCAAACUCCCGGAGUUCUGCGAACCAAACCAGGCCGCGGAGAACGCACCUUAUCCAUGUCCUGUAGCGAUAAGAUAGCUCGAUGGAAUGUGUUGGGUGUGCAGGGAGCACUUUUGGAUUCCCUGAUCUCCAAACCCAUUUACUUUAGCAGUCUGAACUUUUGUUGUGCCGAUGCCCAACUGGAAUCGCUAGAAAGAGCCAUCUUUAAGCGUUGGGAAGGCAAGCCCUUCGAGAAUCUGCGGUUCCAGCCCCAGAAACCACAGAUACGCAUAGAUUCCAGCAUAUCCUUUGAGUUUUCGCAACGCUCCGACUGGCAGCCCUCGCCCACUGGCUUGGUUUGGUCCCAACUGCCGGAGGACUUAAGACCAUAUGAAAUUUCUGUGAACGGAAAGCGUCAAGGGGUGACCAAGAAAAAGAUGAACACUCCACAAGCUGCGUUGGCAGUUAGCAAGUACAUGCUGCUACUCACUUUUAUGGAGUUAGUCAGAUUUAACCCGAAGCUAAGCGAAAAAUGUGGUCAAAACCUAUCCGAUCUUGAGCUUAUGACAUAUGCUUCUUGUAAAGAAUUGGCAAUGGAUUACCAGUUGGCAUGGCGACAAAUAAAAGAUAAAUACUUUCUUCAAUGGACCAAAAAGCCGCAUGAAUUGCUAAACUUUUCUUCAGCACCCAAUGAAUGAAAACGACUAUUAAGUGUGGCACAUCAAAACUAGCCAAUUAAUGUUCAUAUGUUAAUGAAUUCGUGGCUUAAGAUUCCAUUGGUUUGGAAGGCAAUGGUAAAAGGAAAUCCGCCGAUAUUUCACAUGCCAGUUAAUUCAUUCACGAAAGAAAACCGAUCGGGACUUAGUGGAAACAAAGGAAUCAUUGCAUCAAUGUACAAUUUCUG
Drosophila subpulchrella is the source of this 1457-nucleotide messenger RNA. RefSeq names its product tRNA-specific adenosine deaminase 1 (gene Adat1). The transcript is spliced from 2 exons. Gene Ontology annotation, biological process: RNA processing. The record is from RefSeq and is a predicted model, not a curated record. Bases 67 to 1251 code for a protein of 394 amino acids. Lineage: Eukaryota; Metazoa; Arthropoda; Insecta; Diptera; Drosophilidae. Gene Ontology annotation, molecular function: adenosine deaminase activity; RNA binding.